CUGUCGUGUCGCUGCUGGCCCUUCAGGCUCUGGCCUUUGUUCUUGUAGCAGUUCAACAUCCUUUAAGCGUAUUAUUUUUACCCUGUGUCUCUUCCCACAUUUUUCUUGGCCCCUCCCCCUAGGUCUGGAUGGAGGAUAACUUAAAGUGAAAUGACAGACCAGGAGAAUAACAACAACAUCUCAAGUAACCCCUUUGCUGCUCUUUUUGGCUCCCUGGCUGAUGCCAAGCAGUUUGCAGCAAUCCAAAAAGAGCAGCUGAAGCAGCAAUCUGAUGAACUCCCAGCUAGCCCAGAUGACUCGGAUAACAGUGUGUCAGAGAGCCUGGAUGAAUUUGAUUACUCUGUGGCCGAGAUUAGCCGCUCAUUCCGAUCACAACAGGAAAUAUGUGAGCAACUCAACAUCAAUCACAUGAUCCAAAGAAUCUUCCUCAUUACUCUGGACAACAGUGAUCCAAGCUUGAAAAGUGGGAAUGGUAUCCCCAGCCGUUGUGUGUAUUUGGAAGAAAUGGCAGUAGAACUGGAAGAUCAAGAUUGGCUUGAUAUGAGCAAUGUUGAGCAGGCCAUCUUUGCUCGCCUGUUACUUCAAGAUCCAGGCAACCACUUGAUUAACAUGACUUCUUCCACAACGUUAAAUCUCUCUGCUGAUCGCGAUGCAGGGGAGAGGCACAUAUUUUGUUACCUGUAUUCUUGCUUCCAAAGAGCCAAGGAGGAGAUUACCAAAGUCCCAGAGAACUUGCUACCUUUUGCAGUGCAGUGCAGGAACCUCACUGUGUCUAAUACCCGGACAAUUCUCCUGACCCCAGAGAUCUAUGUUGACCAAAACAUCCAUGAGCAGCUGGUAGAGUUGAUGUUGGAAGCCAUCCAAGGAGCCCAUUUUGAAGAUGUAACUGAGUUUCUAGAGGAGGUCAUUCAAGCCUUGAUACUGGAUGAAGAAGUUCGAACAUUUCCAGAGGUCAUGAUUCCAGUGUUUGAUAUUUUAUUGGGUCGAAUCAAAGAUCUGGAGCUCUGCCAGAUCCUCUUGUAUGCAUACCUGGAUAUUCUUCUCUAUUUCACCAGGCAAAAGGACAUGGCAAAGGUUUUUGUAGAAUACAUUCAACCCAAGGACCCUAGCAAUGGGCAGAUGUACCAGAAGACCUUGCUAGGAGUAAUUCUGAAUAUUUCCUGCUUAUUAAAGACUCCAGGUGUGGUAGAAAAUCAUGGCUACUUCCUGAAUCCAUCCCGGUCCAGUCCUCAGGAGAUCAAAGUCCAGGAGGCCAACAUCCAUCAGUUCAUGGCUCAGUUCCAUGAAAAGAUCUACCAGAUGCUGAAGAACUUACUCCAGCUCUCUCCAGAAACCAAACACUGUAUCUUGUCCUGGCUCGGAAACUGUUUGCAUGCAAAUGCAGGCCGCACCAAGAUUUGGGCCAAUCAGAUGCCAGAGAUCUUCCUCCAAAUGCAUGCCUCGGAUGCCUUCUUUCUGAACCUGGGCGCUGCCCUCCUGAAGCUGUGCCAGCCUUUUUGCAAACCCAGAUCCUCUCGGCUCCUCACCUUCAAUCCCACUUACUGUGCCCUGAAGGAGUUGAAUGACGAAGAACGAAAAAUUAAAAAUGUACACAUGAGAGGUUUGGACAAAGAAACCUGUUUGAUCCCAGCUGUGCAGGAACCAAAGUUUCCCCAGAACUACAACCUUGUGACAGAGAACCUUGCCCUGACAGAAUACACCUUGUACUUGGGAUUUCACAGGUUGCAUGAUCAGAUGGUCAAAAUCAACCAGAACCUGCAUCGGCUACAGGUCGCCUGGCGGGAUGCCCAGCAAAGCUCUAGCCCUGCUGCUGACAGUCUCCGUGAGCAGUUUGAGCGGCUGAUGACCAUCUAUCUUUCUACCAAGACGGCCAUGACUGAGCCACAGAUGCUGCAGAAUUGCCUCAAUUUACAGGUGUCCAUGGCUGUUUUGUUGGUUCAGCUGGCCAUAGGCAAUGAGGGCUCACAGCCUGUAGAGCUGACUUUUCCUUUGCCAGAUGGCUACAACUCUCUGGCUUAUGUGCCAGAAUUUUUUGCAGAUAACCUUGGUGAUUUCCUCAUUUUUCUCCGCCGCUUUGCUGAUGACAUCUUGGAGACAUCAGCAGAUUCCCUGGAGCAUGUCCUUCACUUUAUCACCAUUUUCACUGGAAGCAUAGAAAGAAUGAAGAAUCCCCAUCUAAGGGCCAAACUAGCUGAGGUGUUGGAAGCAGUGAUGCCCCAUCUGGACCAGACCCCAAACCCCCUGGUAUCCAGUGUGUUCCAUCGGAAACGUGUGUUCUGCAACUUUGCACACGCACCUCAACUUGCGGAAGCACUAAUCAAGGUUUUUGUGGACAUUGAGUUUACAGGAGACCCUCAUCAGUUUGAACAGAAGUUUAAUUAUCGCCGUCCCAUGUAUCCCAUCCUAAGAUACAUGUGGGGGACAGAUAACUAUCGGGAGAGCAUUAAGGAUUUGGCUGACUACGCCUCUAAGAAUUUAGAAGCCAUGAAUCCCCCACUUUUCCUUCGCUUUCUUAACCUACUAAUGAACGAUGCCAUCUUCCUUUUGGAUGAAGCCAUACAGUAUUUAAGCAAGAUAAAGAUUCAGCAGAUCGAGAAGGACCGAGGUGAAUGGGAUGGUCUGACUCCAGAGGCCCGCCGAGAGAAGGAGGCUGGCCUGCAGAUGUUUGGGCAGCUGGCACGUUUCCAUAACAUCAUGUCCAAUGAAACAAUCGGUACCCUGGCCUUCCUGACAUCAGAGAUCAAAUCACUUUUUGUGCAUCCCUUCCUGGCUGAGCGCAUCAUCUCCAUGCUGAACUAUUUCCUGCAGCACCUGGUGGGCCCCAAGAUGGGCGCCUUGAAAGUCAAGGACUUCAGUGAAUUUGACUUCAAACCCCAGCAGCUCGUAUCAGACAUCUGCACUAUCUACUUAAAUCUCGGGGAUGAGGAGAAUUUCUGUGCCACCGUGCCCAAGGAUGGACGAUCCUAUUCCCCAACUCUCUUUGCACAAACAGUCCGAGUCCUGAAGAAAAUAAAUAAACCAGGGAAUAUGAUUGUGGCUUUUAGCAACUUGGCAGAGAGAAUCAAGUCGCUUGCAGACCUGCAGCAGCAGGAAGAGGAGACCUACGCCGACGCCUGUGACGAGUUCCUGGACCCCAUCAUGAGCACACUGAUGUCGGACCCUGUGGUGCUGCCAUCCUCCAGAGUCACCGUGGACCGGUCCACCAUCGCCAGACACUUACUGAGUGACCAAACAGAUCCCUUUAACCGUAGUCCCCUCACCAUGGACCAGAUCCGGCCAAAUACAGAACUAAAGGAAAAAAUCCAACGGUGGCUCGCAGAGAGGAAGCAGCAACAAAAGGAGCAGCUUGAAUAAAUACUGUGAACUAAACAAGCCAGAACCAACCCUGGAGUGCAGAUAAACAAUUGUUUGUGGUUUCUCUUUCUAGUUCUGUUCCUUUCCUUUUUCUUGUUUUUUUUUUUUUUU
Molecule: messenger RNA, 3465 nt
Organism: Lepus europaeus (European hare)
Lineage: Eukaryota; Metazoa; Chordata; Mammalia; Lagomorpha; Leporidae
Gene: UBE4A
Product: ubiquitination factor E4A
Exons: 21
Coding region: 151-3354 (1067 amino acids)
Biological process (GO): protein polyubiquitination
Cellular component (GO): cytoplasm; nucleus; ubiquitin ligase complex
Molecular function (GO): ubiquitin-ubiquitin ligase activity
Source: RefSeq, a predicted model, not a curated record